Molecule: messenger RNA, 753 nt
Organism: Cantharellus anzutake
Lineage: Eukaryota; Fungi; Basidiomycota; Agaricomycetes; Cantharellales; Hydnaceae
Exons: 1
Coding region: 91-585 (164 amino acids)
Source: RefSeq, a predicted model, not a curated record
AAGCAACUAUCCUACAAUCAUCACCAAUCUUUAGCGAGUGGACUAUUCGAGCAUUCAUAUCAGUUGCCAACCAUCACAACUAACGGAGGUAUGCGCCGACUCGGAAUGCACCCACCCUCGGCUUCCUGCGUCUUGACUACCACGCCCACGCGCUUCAGUCCUCUGCUAUCCGCGUCCGCCAUUCUCACCCACUGUUACAUCUGUUACACGCCUGCCCGCGGUGUAUUUUUUACUGGUUUCGUUAGUUUUUUUUUAUCGGAUCCUUCUGUUGCUGCUUUGUCUGGCUUCAUUCAGUCGCGUUAUCCACUGCAAGUAUUUCGGUCUUGCUGUUGGUGGAGGUGGUAUGACCUUCGGUUACCCACGGCAAGUAGGAUCCCAACUAUUCGCUUACCAGGCCUAGCCUUUGGCCUUGAUUCCUCUGUCAGUUGUAGCUUUAUGUCGCCUUUCGAUCCCAGAACUCUCGGCGAUCGUCGGGGCUGUUGCUUCGUUAUUCUCCUUCCGCAUGUUCAACCCGUCCGCACACGGGGCCACAUGUUAAAAGCAACGGGUUUGAAGGAAUCGAUCAAACUGGCCUUUCAGUUUUAAUAACGGCGCCCGGAUCCACAAAAACUAAAGGAGAUUUAUAUUGUUUUCAAACCCAUUCGCAGUGCACCCCUGUAGAGGAGAACGGGGUAGGGCUGGAAAGUGGUCCAGCCAUGAGAACCCGGCAUCGACUUGGCUGAUGUCAUGUCACUAGACUUCAAGCCAAUCAGU